CAGAAGUGUUUGGUGUGCUCCGUCAUCAACACGUAUAUACCAUCAACCUCUAUCAGCAUUGCUCUGACAGUUUCCAGGGAGUUGAAUACAUUGUUGUCCCGUCUAUCGUGGCCGCUGACGUUGAGACAAUAGAUACUCUCAGGAAAGAUGGUCAGCGGAGGUCGAGAAUGUAUCAGCAUCCACGUGGGUCAGGCUGGUGUGCAGAUGGGGAACGCCUGCUGGGAGCUAUACUGCCUCGAGCAUGGUAUCCAGACAGAUGGUACCAUGCUUCAUGAUGAGAGUGUGGGCUACGAGGCAGAUGACUCCUAUAAUACCUUCUUCAGUGAGACCAGGACGGGUAAACACGUCCCCAGGGCUGUCUUCAUAGAUCUUGAACCUACCGUCAUUGACGAGAUCAAGACUGGCACUUACAAGUCCCUCUUCUCCCCAAACACACUUCACACUGGCAAGGAGGAUGCUGCUAACAACUACGCUCGUGGUCACUACACUGUUGGUAAGGAGCAGCUGGAUGUCGUCAGGGAGAGCAUUAGGAAACAGGCGGAUCAGUGUUCAGGUCUCCAGGGCUUCCUCGUCUUCCAUUCCUUUGGUGGAGGCACUGGCUCGGGCUUCGGCUCCCUCUUAAUGGAGUACCUCUCCCUCGAAUACGGGAAAAAAUCCAAACUCUGCUUCUCUAUCUACCCCGCCCCUCAGGUCUCGACGGCAGUGGUUGAACCUUACAACUCUAUACUGUUCACACAUACAACGCUGGAGCACGCAGAUGUGACCUUCAUGGUGGAUAACGAAGCCAUCUACGACCUCUGUCAGAAAGAGCUGCACAUCACACGACCUACCUACACCAAUCUCAACCGCAUGAUUGGCCAGGUCGUCUCCAGUAUCACAGCCUCGCUUAGGUUUGACGGAGCCCUCAAUGUUGACCUGACGGAAUUCCAGACCAAUUUGGUGCCCUACCCCAGGAUACAUUUUCCACUGGCAACUUAUGCUCCUGUAGUGUCUACAGAAAAUGCCUUCCACGAGAACUUUGAUGUUCGGUCUAUAACUGCGAAGUGCUUCGACACUUCCCACCAGAUGGUGAAGUGCGACCCAAGGAAAGGUAAAUACAUGGCCUGCUGUCUGUUGUUCCGCGGUGAUGUAGUUCCGAAAGACGUCAGCGCCGCCAUUGCCGAGACCCGUACGAAGAAAAAUAUCACCUUUGUUGACUGGUGCCCGACGGGUUUUAAGGUGGGAAUCAACUACCAGCCCCCGACUGUUGUUCCUGGCGCUGACUUGGCUAAGAUAGACAGAGCUGUGUGCGCCCUCUCCAACACUACUGCUAUCAAAGAUGCCUGGGAACGCCUCGAUCAUAAGUUUGACUUGAUGUACUCCAAGAGAGCCUUUGUACACUGGUAUGUUGGAGAAGGCAUGGAAGAAGGAGAGUUUGCCGAGGCGCGAGAAGACUUAGCAGCGCUGGAGAUGGAUUACCAGGAAGUGGAACAGAACCCACCUGAAGAAAAUGAAGACAAUGAUUACUAGAUGCAGCUCCACAAUGAUUACCAGCUGCUGCUUGAUAAUGAUUACCAGCUGCUGCUUGAUAAUGAUUACCAGCUGCUCCUUGAUAAUGAUUACCAGCUGCUCCUUGAUAAUGGUUACCAGCUUUUUGACAAUGGUUGCUAGCUGCUAUUUGAUAAUGGUUACUAUAUUGUACAGGGUAUGGAGAUACUGACAAGAAGUGGAAGACACGUACUUUUAUGACUUUAAAGAAAACAUUUUACCAAGAGUGUCUUCAUCAGUUCUAAUAGAGACGGAGGUAGGCAACAUGAAACGAGAAGGCAGUCAUUUGCUGCCAGGAGUGGAAUCACUACUGCCAGCUUGUAAUGCCGUUUGUAAAAUAGUAUACUGUGGUGGCUGUGUCUUGGCUGGCCAACAAAUUAAUUGCUACACAGAGAUAAAACUCGUGGAACAGGGAGUGUGUGGACCUAGUAACGACCAACGAAGCAGGAGGGCCAAGAGCUGUGGCUCAACCCCUGCAACCACAAAUAAGCGAGUGUGUGAAUUCUGUGGGAUGGUGUUUGAGAUCCUAAUGAGGUUUGAUAAACUAAUCAUCCAUGAAAAUAACCUGUGCUGACAGAAAUGCUUAGUAGGCUCCCUUAGAGCAAUCUCAAACACCAUCCCACAGAGGUCAGGCAGUUUUGGUGUCUUUUAAAUAAUGUAUUUGGCAAUUAACUUGUUACCCAACCUUGAUACAGCAAUCAUGCAACACCAACUCGUGUGUACCAUCCCGUGGUAUCCACUACUCAUCAAGUGACCCCAGCCGAUUGCUGUACCACUUCAUGUUGCCUGUCUUCAACUACUAUGUAUGCUCCAGUCUUAGUCAUCUGUUAUGGGAUGAUAAGCCAUCUUGAUAAAAUGCAUGUACUGUAAUACCGAAGAGAUGACGAACAAAACACGUGCAACACCUGGGUAUCUUUAUUUCGUAGACACCAGGACCUUUAUCAAUCUAACAGACAUGAGAAAGGCUUUUAUAGGGAAGCCAGGAAGGUGGUGAUGGUAGCAGUCACAGCAUGGUAGAGGCUUGCUAGUGGAGAUGUAAUUUUAUUUGAUAACUAUGGAAGUAGUGGACAGGUUUGAUGAGCAAUACAGCCUUUCCUCACUUAACGACGGAGUGCCAUUCCUAAGAUGUCGGUAAAUGAAUUCGUCACUAAGCUUGGAGCAUACUAUAAUGGUAGUAGGUUUGUCAACCACCUUUGAUAUUGUUUUACUGUCACAGUUGCACCAUUUAUAACUUUUUUGUAUAUUUUUAAAAGUUUAUACAGUAGUGUACUGUAUAUUGUAAUAAAAAGAAUAGAGGAAAUCAGCUCUAAUAUACAUUUAUGUAUGUAUACUGGUCAGAAAGCCAGUCGUAAGUCCGUAAGUCAGUAAACGAGUAUGUCGCUAAGUGAGGAGAGGCUGUAUAAUAGGAACAGUAGUAGUAAUAAUACCAAUAGUGGUGGUGAUGGUAGUCGCCUAAUCUUAUGUGACCUCUGGUUCAACUACACACCCUUACUUUCACCUCUGGUUCCACUACAUCUCAUUUUUCAUGGUUUGUAUUGGAUAAAUAAAGCCCCCUCAUGGAGAAAGUAUCACUUGUGCCCAAAUAUUUCUCGUGUUUUAUUUAUCAAGUAACUGAUAAAACAAGUAACAUGGGGGUCUCUUGGUUUUAGUUUAGUUUAAUAUAUUUAUUAUGUACCCCAUAGCCAUCCUGCGGGUAGUAGUCAAAAGAUUACAGAGGCACGUAAUGGUAAUGAGCUAUUUACAUGCUUAUAUCUGGUAAUAUAAUGAGUUACAGUGACAUGAACCAUCACAAAAAUAUUAGUGUAGUUAUAUAUGGUUCUGAGUUAUUUUCAUUACUAAAUUAUUUAAGCAAAGUACGGGUGAGAAAAAUAUGGGAAAUAGUAGCUAGUAAUAGUUUAAUUUUAAUGUUAGAUGGACAAAACAGUUAAUACAUAGGUCAAACAUUGUUUAAAGGUAGGAUAUAAAUCAAACAAUUUUGUUUAUAGGUGGGUAGGAUAGAGAUAAGACAGAAUACAAAUGCAGACUGGUAGAAUGUUAUAUGCAUGGAGAAGCACUCCAUCUAUAAGGGUCAUAGUGUUCAGGGAGGAGGGGGAGGUAAUCAUGUUCAAUUCAAAGGGAGAGUUGCUCUAGCACCUUGGAUAAAGAGCCCUUGGCAGAAUUGAGGGACUUCCACAAAUCCUUGAAAGGGUGGAAGAAAGCUUGUAAUGGGUGGGAGGUAGUUGACAUGAAUGCAUGUGAAUGACCAGUAAAAUGCUUUAACUUUUUGGGAGGAUUGGGGGCAUUGAACCCAUAAGGGCUGUACAGUGCCUGGAGAACUGGGGGCAAUUAAAUUCAAUCCCAUGAAUUAAAAGCCCCUCUCACCAUGAGGAAUGGUAGAAUGUUAAGAGGUGGGUGGGAGACAGUCAACAAGCAAAAUGCACGUGAAGGACUGACAGAACAGUAACAGAUUGGUUGGUUAAUGGGGUUGAAAACCUAUCAAUUUAAU
Messenger RNA from Cherax quadricarinatus, 4012 nucleotides. RefSeq names its product tubulin alpha-2 chain-like. Gene Ontology annotation, cellular component: microtubule; cytoplasm. The record is from RefSeq and is a predicted model, not a curated record. NCBI's taxonomy places the organism in Eukaryota, Metazoa, Arthropoda, Malacostraca, Decapoda, Parastacidae. Gene Ontology annotation, biological process: mitotic cell cycle; microtubule cytoskeleton organization. Gene Ontology annotation, molecular function: GTP binding; structural constituent of cytoskeleton.